GAAUCAUUUAAUUAUCGGGGACCAGAGACGAGACUACACUUUCAAUAUUUUCUCAAAGAAUUUAAUUUUUCCGAAAUUAAUCUCGACGAACGAGUCGAAGGACGUCUAACGUUUAAUUGUUUCGACUUUGAACGAAUCAGGUUUUCCUUUCAGACAACAUUCACUUCGCGAGGGAAUUAUCAAUUAUUUGAUUUUAUGGAGGAAAUACAGAAGAAUUAAUCUUACUUCAUCCUCAGUUUUUAUUUAAAAUUUUAUCAUGAUUGGUGUUACUCGUUCGAAAUUUUGAUUCUAUAAGGAGAUUUCCAAAAGUGCAAAGGAGUCUAAGCGGUAUGCUUCACUUCAUGAAAUUCAAACAACGGAAGUACGUCUAACAUGAAUUUUUCUUGCAGCUAUUUCUAACUGAAAGGUAUCGAUAAUUUUAUUUAGGCUUACUUAAAAAAUCGAUAGACUAUUUUUUACACUACUGUAUAUCACCAAAUGGACCGGAAAAUUUGCAUAAUAUAGUUCGCGAAGAUUCGUGUAACGACCAAAUAAAUUCGAACUAAUUGACGACGUCUCCUAAUUUAAGCCUCGAAAUUAAUUCCUACUAUCACGCAAAAGGUCACGUAGGUAGGAGGUCGCUCGGGAUGAGCCUGACUAUGAGAAACAUAGCGAUUAGCAUCCUCGUGGUGGCUUCUUCGGCAUUUUUCGCGUAUAGUUUCCCCGAUGGAGCACCGGUGGACACUUGCGUGAAACCAGGUCGUGCUAACGAGCCGAAUCACGGUCAAGCAAGGUCACAGCCCCCAGAAAAGAGCCCCUAUAAGUUCACGGCUUCGUCGUCUCACUAUGGUCCUGGAUCCCAGAUAACUGUGACAAUCAGCGGCUCGAGGUUCAAGGGAUUCUUCCUUCAGGCACGUGAUCCCGAUACGGAUAGUUGGAUCGGUUCCUGGGCCCAAACGGAGAACACGACUACCCAUCCUGAAUGCAGUGCGGUGACGCACGCUGAUCCAAAUUCGAAACUGUUCGCGACACUUAUUUGGAAUGCACCACCGAACUCACGCGGCCGCGUCUAUUUUACUGGCACCAUCCUGAAGGAGUACGCGACUUACUGGUCGGGAUUAGUGGCCGAUGUUCAUCAGCGAUAGUUUCGUAAGCAUCGCAGCGAUAUUUGCUAGCGAACGGAACUUUGGAGUAACGUUAACAACCGCACCUUCGCGUUUAAGAUUUUAAUUCCAAGGACAUUGCGAUUCCACGCAACGAAGCCGUGACGGGAACAGUGAAAGGUACCGACGAAGCGUAAACAUGCUGUACAUUCCAUUCAAUCGUUCAUUCUUUUAUAACGCUGUACGAUUUUAAAUACAUAAAACGUG
This is a messenger RNA of Hylaeus anthracinus, 1349 nucleotides long. Its product is annotated as putative defense protein 3. The transcript is spliced from 3 exons. Gene Ontology annotation, molecular function: oxidoreductase activity, acting on metal ions. Bases 627 to 1124 code for a protein of 165 amino acids. The record is from RefSeq and is a predicted model, not a curated record. NCBI's taxonomy places the organism in Eukaryota, Metazoa, Arthropoda, Insecta, Hymenoptera, Colletidae.